This is a messenger RNA of Papaver somniferum (opium poppy), 3729 nucleotides long. RefSeq names its product probable ubiquitin conjugation factor E4. The coding region runs from base 405 to 3512 and encodes 1035 amino acids. Gene Ontology annotation, cellular component: ubiquitin ligase complex; cytoplasm; nucleus. The record is from RefSeq and is a predicted model, not a curated record. Gene Ontology annotation, biological process: protein polyubiquitination. Gene Ontology annotation, molecular function: ubiquitin-ubiquitin ligase activity. The transcript has 16 exons. NCBI's taxonomy places the organism in Eukaryota, Viridiplantae, Streptophyta, Magnoliopsida, Ranunculales, Papaveraceae.
UCCGAUAGGCCCGGCCUGUUUCACACUCCAAAUAAAACUAAUAAAAUUCCUUAUUUGUUACACAGUUCUUUCUCUUUCCUUGAGAUAUAUCCAAAAUCCCUCUUUCGAAAUCCCCCGAAUUUCGCUCACCAAAAAUCUUCGUUUAUACGUUUUCUCAAAUCUUCAGCAUCUCCGAUCAAUCUAAUCGUUCCUCCGAUUUCUGAUCAUUGUUAUUCAAACUCUAAAUCAUAAUCUAGUCUAAGGCCGUGACCUAGAUUCAGCAAUGUUUGCUGUUUUGAAUUUCAGUCAGGGUUCAGGUAUGAUGAUCCAUCCAAGUGAUUUGUGUGUUUGUUUAAUUCAUCACUAACACUGUUAAAUUAUCUUUUCAAGUUUGAUUUCAAAGCCCUAAGUUAAUUGUUUAAGUCAUGGCGACUAAAAAACCUAAACGAUCGACUGAAGAAGUUGAGGAUAUAAUUAUUCGGAAAAUAUUUUUGGUCACGCUAGUUGAUUCAAUGGAUAAAGAUAGUAGAGUUAUUUACUUGGAAUUAACAGCUGCUGAGAUUUUAAGUGAAGGGAGACCAUUAUUGUUGAAUCAUGAUUUGAUGGAACGAGUGCUUAUUGAUAGAUUAUCAGGUCAGUUUCCCGGUGCUGAACCGCCUUUUGUUUACUUAGUUGGUUGUUAUGGUCGUGCUGGUGAAGAAGGUAAGAAGAUUACUGGUAUGAAAGAUAAAAGUUUGUUUUCUGCGAUGGAUGCUGUUGUGAAGCAGGCUAAGAGAUUGACUGUUUCGUAUUGUAGAAUUCACUUAGGUAAUCCAGAUAUGUUUACUAGCAAUGGUGAGAGUAAUGCUACUAAGUCGUCGGUUUAUCCACUACUUGGAUUGUUGUAUUCUCAAUUUUCGAGUUCCGUAGAUGCGUUUGGAGGAAGUAGUAGUAGUACUGAUGGUGGAUUGAGUUGUCCACCAGGGUUUUUAGAGGAAUUUUUCAGAGAUACGGAUAUGGAUAGUAUGGAAUCAAUUUUUAAAGAAAUGUAUGAAAGUUUAAGAGGAAGUGUUUUGAAAGUGUCAGCGCUUGGGAAUUUUCAGCAGCCGUUAAGAGCUUUAAGGAUGUUGAUUAAUUUCCCACAUGGUGCAAAAGCUUUGGUGAGUCACCCAUGGUGGUUACCUACCGGAACGUAUGUGAAUGGACGCGUUAUUGAAAUGACAAGUAUACUCGGGCCUUUCUUCCAUGUCAGUGCUCUUCCGGAUCAUACUAUCUUCAAGAGCGAACCAGAUGUUGGACAACAAUGUUUCUCAAAUUCACGGCGUCCAGCUGAUCUGCAAUCUUCCUUCUCAACAAUUAAGACUGUCAUGAAUAACUUAUAUGAUGGAGUUGCAGAAGUCUUUCUCUAUCUUUUAAAAAACAGUGAUACUCGGGAAUGUGUUCUCAGUUAUCUUGCUGAGGUUAUUAAGAAAAAUGCUACAAGGGCUCAUAUGCAGGUUGAUCCAGUCACUUCUGCAAGUUCAGGCUCGUUUGUAAAUCUUAGCGCUGUGAUGCUUCGGUUGUGUGAACCCUUUCUAGAUGCAAGUUUAACUAAGAGGGACAAAAUUAAGGCAACAUAUGUGUUUGAUAAUACUCGUUUGGACUUCAGAGGAUUAACUGCACUCCAUGCAUCAUCGGAAGACGUGACGUCAUGGCUUGAUAAUCUUAAAAUGGAUGGCUCUGACCGGACAUCUGAUGAAGAUAACCGGAUGUUGAAAUCUCAAGAAGCCACAAGUUCUGGCAGCAACAUUGGUUUACCUGCUAGUCUCUCUAAAGCUAAGCCAAUGACAACAUGUGGUGGAAAGACUCAAUACAAUUUUAUCUGUGAAUGUUUUUUUAUGACCGCAAGGGUGCUCAAUUUGGGUCUACUCAAAGCAUUUUCCGACUAUAAGCAUCUAGCUCAGGACUUGUCGAGGAGCGAGGAUACACUGUCCAACCUUAAAGGAAUGCCUCCCAGUCCACAGCUCCAGGCAGAUAUAGAUCGUCUGGAGAAAGAAGUUGAAUUUUUAUCUCAGGAGAAGUUGUGUUAUGAAGCACAGAUAUUGAGGGACGGAUCAUAUAUUCAGCGCGCACUCUCUUUCUACCGGUUGAUGGUUGUUUGGUUGGUAGAUCUUGUAGGCGGGUUCAAAAUGCCCUUGCCAUCGUGCUGCCCUAUGGAGCUUGCUUGUAUGCCUGAACAUUUUGUCGAAGAUGCCAUGGAACUGCUCACUUUUGCAUCUCGGAUACCUAGAGCGAUGGAUGGGUUCAUGCUGGAUGAUUUUAUGAACUUCAUUAUAAUGUUUAUGGGAAGUCCCAACUAUAUCAAGAACCCUUACCUCAGAGCAAAGAUGGUAGAAGUCUUGAUCUGCUGGAUGCCAGAAAGAAGUGGUUCAUCUUCAACAGCUUCCCUUUUUGAGGGUCAUCAAUUUGCCGUGGAGUAUCUUGUCAGGAAUCUUCUGAAGCUUUACGUUGACAUUGAGUUUACUGGAUCACAUACUCAGUUUUAUGACAAGUUCAACAUACGUCAUAAUAUUGCCGAACUUCUGGAGUACUUAUGGCAGGUUCCUAGUCAUCGCAAUGCAUGGAUAAAGAUUGCCAAAGAAGAGGAGAAGGGAGUGUAUUUGAACUUUCUGAACUUCCUGGUCAACGACAGUAUAUUUCUUCUGGACGAAAGUCUAAACAGAAUUCUGGAACUGAAAGAGAUAGAAAAAGAGAUGGCUAAUACCGUGGAAUGGGAAAGAAGAUCAGCUCAAGAGAGGCAAGAAAGAACCCGACAGUUUCAUUCUCAAGAGAAUAUCAUCCGAAUUGACAUGAGGUUGGCGAUGGAAGAUGUGGGCAUGCUAGCAUUUACUUCAGAACAGAUUACAGUGCCUUUUCUUCUUCCAGAGAUGGUUGAAAGAGUGGCAAGUAUGCUUAAUUACUUUUUGCUACAACUUGCGGGCCCUCAACGGAAAUCUCUUACUCUAAAGGACCCCGAGAAGUACGAGUUCCGUCCAAAGAUAUUGCUUAAGCGGAUUGUUGAGAUUUAUGUCAAUUUAGCGAAGGGAGACCGAGAAAAUAUUUUUCCAUCUGCAAUUUCGAAAGAUGGUCGAUCAUACAAUGAGCAGUUGUUCACCGCUGCAGCAGCAAUUUUACAUAGGAUAGGUGAGGACAGUAGGAUGGUACAAGAAUUUCUUGAGCUCGGUAACAAAGCAAAACUCGCAGCUUCAGAGGCAAUGGAUGCAGAGGCUACCCUUGGAGAGAUACCUGAUGAAUUCUUGGACCCAAUUCAAUAUACACUAAUGAAAGAUCCAGUUAUCCUUCCUUCUUCAAGAAUUACAGUGGAUCGUCCCGUUAUACAAAGGCAUCUUCUUAGUGACAAUAGCGAUCCAUUCAACCGUUCUCAUCUUACACAAGAUAUGCUUAUCCCAGAUGUUGAGCUGAAAGCAAGAAUUGAAGAGUUCAUUAGGUCUCAAGGAUUAAAGAAACAUAGUUCUGAAGGGCUAAACAAGGAAGCGAUGCAAACCGAAACAGGUGAAAUGACCAUGGUUGAGUAAUAGAAAACCUAAAUUUGUUGUUCAUCAGUUUUAGCAGGUAAGACGACACACACAGGCACAAGCAAACUAAAAGGAAUGUACUGAUUAUUAAAACUAUCUCUCUAUAUAUAUGUUUUUGAGAUGCACUUUUAUUGCUUAUGCCUGUGCCUUUUUUUUAAGGAUUCUUUUUUUAAAUCUGCCUAUAAAACUUCUGUCCUUAUGACAGGUUUUACCUUUA